Polypterus senegalus (gray bichir) is the source of this 3466-nucleotide messenger RNA. RefSeq lists its product as uncharacterized. Bases 375 to 3386 code for a protein of 1003 amino acids. Lineage: Eukaryota; Metazoa; Chordata; Cladistia; Polypteriformes; Polypteridae. The record is from RefSeq and is a predicted model, not a curated record. The transcript has 25 exons.
CCGCGUCACUGUUGGGGUUUGACACGGAUGAACCCGCCAUUUAUUGUAAAUUAAUCGAUGGGGGCUGUGAUCAAAGGCAGGUCUGUUAGUCAAAUUCGGCAACUUUAAACUUUGCAGAACGUAGAUGGAAAUUAAAUGCGAAUGCGUCUUAUGUUUAAAAGCGCAUUAGCAGUGAUCGGUUCUGUUUAUCUAACCAGAGGUGUAAAAAUUACUGGAUUACUGUGUUCAAAGGAUUCGCGGGAAAAAGCUUGGCACCCUGCCCACAACAGCGAGUUUCACAGCAUUUCCAAAAGCAGCCGGUCCAUCAUUCUUCCUGCACGCUGAAGGCCCAGGACUGGGACAAUUUGCUUUCAAGAGGAAAUCAAAUAGAGGAAAUGUCUCAGGAAGAUCAAGAAUCUUCUCCAUCAAAAAAGAUAAAAAAGGAAGGUGAAAGUGAGCUAAAAGUAUCUAACUAUUUCUCUAUAAGGAUCAGUGAUGGAUUCAUACGUACUGUCGGCAAUGUUGUUACACCUUUGGUAUUAGCACAUGCAUCGUUGCAGAUUAUAAGAGAGCUGAAAGGUGUUCAGCUGGAAGGAGCAUUUAUAAACAUACUAAGCCAGUUUUGGGUAGGUGUAAGACAGUUUCGCCCAGGGAGCAUUAUCAUUGAUGCUGAAUCUUUAAAACAUUCCUCUGCAUUAAACAUGGAUGCUAUUAUACAGAAGAUGAUAACUGAAAUGAAAACAAUAAUGCCGGCAGGAAAUUUUGUAAUUGAGAAAGUAAAUGAUAAAGAUCAUCAUUCUCCAGAGCCAAAGGUUCAAGCCAUGGACCUUGCAUUGUAUACUUUGCACAUGCUGAAAAAGGAACUCGGCAGAAUGAAACUUUCAGCGAUAGCUGAGGUGAUGGAUUUUCAUAAUGCAGAGGAAAUGAUAUCACAAAGUAUAAGAGAAACACAGUCUUCUACAAAAGUGUGCCUUUUAUCACAAAAUGGAAAGGGAAAGAGUUUCAUUCUAAAUCUCUUGCUGCUUAUGACUGCAGACACUGAUGAAGAAUAUCAGGAAUAUAUCAAAAACAAUGAAGGCAUCCUUCCAUUAACACAGGAGCGUCUGAAGUUGCUACACAAAAAGGGACAUACAGAAAUAAUACCUGAAAUUUUUGCAGAGGAACUUGAAAAUGCUGAGGAAGAAGAAGACAGUGAUCAGAAAAAGGAGAAAAUUUUAAAAAUGAUGCAAAACUGCUGUUAUACUUCAUCAAUUUCAUUGAAUAGGAUGGCAGAAAUGAUGAAAGCUGAAGAGAAGUCAUUUUCUGCACUGAAAAAAUAUUGUGAAUCUGAUGGAGGAAAUCUUAGAGACUUUCGAUCCUACUUACUACCUGAAAAAGGAACAAAGAAAACACAUAUCUCAACUACAAAGAGUGUUGUGCGUCUCCAUUAUGGAAGGAUUUAUCAAAUGAAAGUUAAAUAUAUGAGCAAGGAAGAUCUUCAAAAUCAGCUUUAUGAACUUGUAGAAAUUGCAAGAGAUUUUUCACAGAGAAAAGAAAGAGGUCUGAAGGAAAGUAAAAGAGAAGAAAGCCAACGUUUGUCUUUAGAAAAGAGAUUUAAGAUUCUUACGACACAUUUUCAGGAAGGCAAUAUAGAUCAAGAAGCCCUGAUGCAAAUUGAAAGCCCUGAUUGUAUCCUUUUGAAAGAAGAAGUGAAGACAUUCGCAGGGACCACAGCUUAUUUUAUAGGACUUGGAAAAAAUGCAACAGAGGAUCGUCUGUUCAUUAGGGAGAAACUGCGGGAAAUGAUUACUUUGACAAAUGUGUCUGAAGACGAUAAGAAACUCCAAGAAAUGAAAAUUGCAGCUGUGAAAGAUAUUGUUGUCUUCGCUCCAUGCAAGCUUCUCUGUGGUGGAAAAGAACUAAUAGAAAUGCCUGGAACAGAUGAGUCUGACCCUCUUGCACAGCAUGAAAUUGGGAACAUACUAGAUAAGGCCAAUGGUACUUUACUUUUGUCAGAAUCUUCGUUUAAUAUAGGAGAAGCAGAUGUAAAAGACAUCCUUCGAGAGAGCAAAUUCCUUCACAACUUUAUUAAAUCUCCAGACGAAUACAUGUUACUAUUCAUGGCAUAUCAGGAGAAGAAUAAAGAUAUGCAGUUUACAAAGGAUGCUAAAAUUAUAGAUAUGGAAUUUAUCAAAGAAGAAGAAGAAAAAAAUGAAGGAGAAAUUGAAGGUCUUGAAAGGCUCCUUGAGAAACAGCUACCAGAGGAUGCCAAAAAGAGUAUAAAUACUUCUGUGAUUUUGCCAGUUUUUCAUUCCUCUCUUCUUAUGCAAGAGGGUGAUCCUACUGAAAUUAUGGGACAAUUUGAGAGUAAUCUGCAGCAUACUGGAGUGUAUAAAGUAAUGGAAGAAUUAGAUCAGUUUGGAUUUAUGAAUCUGAAGCCACAACUAGAUGAUGCAAAGGUUGCUUUAAUUCAUCUUAAAGAAAAAGCAAUGCAUUAUGAAGUCAUAUGUAAAAGGAAAGCAAGUCAAGCAGAAGAGACAAUCCGCAUCUGGAAAAUUAAAGAAAUAAAGGAUCUUAAGAUAGAUUAUUUCUUGAAAGAACAUGAUAAAAUACUGCAACAUACCAAAAGUAGCCUUAAUGAAAAAAGGAAACAAUUCAUCAAUGGAAAGGUUGCAAAAUUACUGAAAGAAUGGGGAAGAAAUGCUUCAGAAAAGUGGAAAAUGAGUAAAUCAAAAGUGACAAAUAGGGCUGUAUUUAAUCCUUAUUUCAACGGAAGACAUCCCAACUACAAGGUAAAACUGUACAAUAUUGCCUACGGCAAACCUGAUGAGCUUGAAAUGAAAGAUUUUUUGAAUGAGACGAGAGAUGUAAUGGUCACAUAUAAGGAAAACGCGCUAAAGUUGCUUGAAGAAGUGCUAGAUUUUAAGGAAAAUGGAUGGACAGAGAUGAAAGAAUUUGUUAUGCAAGCAAUAAAUCAUGAAUUGGAUGAAGCUAUUGUCUGGUACAUGGGCAAGAAAAAAAUGCCAUUUGAUGAGAAGAAACUAAUACAGCUUUUUGAGAGGAGCUUAGUUGAUUGUCUUAAAGAAAAACUCCUUAAAUAUGCUUAUUCAGAAAAAAUAACAAUUGGAAAUGCUAAAGAAAUGGUAACAAAGCAAAUAUCUGGAGUUGUUGAAAAUGCUGCCGUAUAUUUUGAAUGGAACAUUGAGAAAAAACUUCAUGAUCAAAGAUGGAAAAGCUUUCUUGGCAAAGUUAAUCCAAACAGUAAAACACCAAGACUACUACAGAUCACAAUGUCUGUUCUGAAACCAAUGCCAGAAAACCUCAGCAAAGAAAAAGAAGAAACCUUAAAUGUAAUAAAACGCUUGGAUAACUUGAUAAAAAUGGCUGAUGUAGCUUUAAAAGGAACCAAGAAGACUGGAGAUAAAUAAAAACUCAACUUUAAUAAGAUCAUCAAUUCAUCUGGAAAGUUUAAAAUGUUUUCCUAAAAUUAUAGCUUUAAAUUGUUUUU